CAUUGUAUAUAUAUCCACCCCCGUUUCUAUUCUUCCCAAUAAACCAAUUUCGCACUUUUCCAUUUUUCACCAAACAUUUAUUUCGUGCACACAUCUUUCACGUUGGUGUAUUGAGUUGAAGUUCUAUUAAGAUGAGGCCUGGUGAAAAGUUAUAUGGUUUCCAUGAGGAACCAAAGAAGGUGAUCAUCAAUGGUCCACGUCCUUCCUCUUUGGUGAUCAACAAAGAUUCUCACAUGAUACGCAAAGAAACCAAACUCCAAAGGCCACAGAGGAUUAAUCCCAUCAUCAUUUACACCGAAUCUCCCAAGGUUAUCCACACCAAGGCCAAAGAUUUCAUGGCUCUUGUUCAAAGACUCACGGGUAGGUCAAGCACCAAUGAUAAUUUGUCCACUACCGCUUCACUUCCUCAAGAGGGUUCUGAGAAUUUUGGAUCAUCUUUAUCUGAUGGGUCAAACUACAAUAGCAAUGAAACAAGCUCGGCUCUUAGGAGAUUUGGUGAGAAUUUGGUUGAGAGUGGUGCAAUUAUUCAACAUGGUCCCUCUCAUCUGGAUUUUGUUGACAUGCCACUUUCUACUCCAAAUUCCUCAGAUUUCUUUUGCUCUUCUCGAUCAUCAGUGUAUAAAUAUUCUGAUUCUCCAUAUGGGGUUUUGGGAAGUUUGAUAUCCCCUUCCGGGUUGGAAUUCAUGAAAGAGUUGCCUGAAUAUUGAUAUCAAUUCAUUUGGGUGCACGCUUUGUUCAUAUUUGCUCGAGGGUCUCUUUAACCUUUUUUUUUUUCUCUGUAAAUUUUGUUGUAUUAGUGUUACGGUGCUGAUCAACUACGACACUGACUACGAUGAGAUUAGUGUGAAUUAUAUUAUAGGGAGAUUUAAUUCAUUCUUUCUGGACAUAAGAAGAAUAAGUUCAUCAGUUUGAUUUUGUUAGUGUAAUUUCAUUCUCCUGUACGUUGUAUUCUGUUUCCAUGUUCCUUUUUCGUUAAUUACAUAAAAGCUGCAAUUCGAUCUGUAAUCAUCUUGUUUCUUCUUUGCAUUGGAUAUGCAAGCGUUUAUACUAUUA
This is a messenger RNA of Glycine soja, 1053 nucleotides long. RefSeq names its product VQ motif-containing protein 8, chloroplastic-like. The record is from RefSeq and is a predicted model, not a curated record. Lineage: Eukaryota; Viridiplantae; Streptophyta; Magnoliopsida; Fabales; Fabaceae. The transcript has a single exon. Gene Ontology annotation, cellular component: nucleus. Bases 132 to 707 code for a protein of 191 amino acids.